Molecule: messenger RNA, 516 nt
Organism: Mytilus trossulus (common blue mussel)
Lineage: Eukaryota; Metazoa; Mollusca; Bivalvia; Mytilida; Mytilidae
Exons: 1
Coding region: 28-516 (162 amino acids)
Source: RefSeq, a predicted model, not a curated record
GCAACUGCUGCAAAAGUGGUUAGGACAAUGGAAAAUUCAAAAGAAGAAGUUGUUGUGAUAACUAAUGUUGAACAAGCAGUACUACCAAUGUUAGAAGAUGAAGAUGUACAUACCAAUAAAUCACCUACCUCCACCAGUAAAGCAUCUACCUCAACCAGUACAGCACCUACCUCCACCAGUAAAGCACCUACCACCACCAGUAAAGCACCUACCUCCACAUCUCAAACUCGGACACAGUGGAAUCAGAGAUAUGAAAAAUUCCUAUUAGAUACUUAUAAAACUUUUGAGGAAUCCAAAAAACCAAUCAAAAAUAAAUGGGGAGCUAUUGCUGAUCUUGUUAAUAAAGAACUAGAUGUGAAAUUUACAGGAGACCAAUGCAGGUUGAAAAUUAAAUGCCUAAAGGAAAAAUUUGACAGACAUCAGAAAAAAUUGAACAAAUCAGGAGAAGAACACACAGAAAUGCCUCCAGAGUUGGAGAUAUUUGAAAGCCAGCCUGAAUUAAAGAUAUUGUUUUAG